Micromonas pusilla CCMP1545 is the source of this 258-nucleotide messenger RNA. RefSeq lists its product as uncharacterized. The record is from RefSeq and is a predicted model, not a curated record. Lineage: Eukaryota; Viridiplantae; Chlorophyta; Mamiellophyceae; Mamiellales; Mamiellaceae. The annotation marks the transcript as partial. The transcript has a single exon.
AUGUGCCGCCUGAGCGUUAAUCUCCUCGAGACCGUUCGCACGGGCGAUAGGGUCGAGCUCGUGCUCAAGACCGCGGACAUGUACGGCAACUUGCGUUUGGAGGGCGAGGACGAGGUGUCGAUAGAGGUCACCGGUCCGAACGGCGUCAAGGCGCGGGACGCGCGCGUGCUCGACAACGUCGACGGGACGUACGGGUUAGAGUUCGUCGCCCCGACCGCGGGGCGGUGGAACAUACUCGUCAUGGUGAACGGCGAGCCC